Balaenoptera ricei (Rice's whale) is the source of this 9096-nucleotide messenger RNA. It is a transcript of the gene ICE2, whose product is annotated as interactor of little elongation complex ELL subunit 2. Gene Ontology annotation, biological process: snRNA transcription by RNA polymerase II; positive regulation of transcription by RNA polymerase III; snRNA transcription by RNA polymerase III. NCBI's taxonomy places the organism in Eukaryota, Metazoa, Chordata, Mammalia, Artiodactyla, Balaenopteridae. The coding region runs from base 252 to 3287 and encodes 1011 amino acids. Gene Ontology annotation, cellular component: transcription elongation factor complex. The transcript is spliced from 26 exons. The record is from RefSeq and is a predicted model, not a curated record.
AGUGAGUUGGACGGGAGUGAGUGUGUUUCGGGAGGGUCUAGGUCGCGGUCCGGGGCUGAGGCGCCGCGGACCACGAGCCUUCCUUGUGCCUUCUUCGGCUCUCCCGCCCCAGCCCCUCACCGGGCAGAAGCGUGGGAGGUGGAUUAAGUGGGAGCAGUUGAGUGCAAAUUCUAGACACAUCCUGCCUCCUCAGGAGCCUACACUGCCAGGCAGCAGAAUUGUGAACUAGAGUGAAGCAGCAAUCUAGGAAUAUGAGCUCCAUGAUGGCCAUGGGUGAACCAAGGCUGAACUGGGAUGUUUCCCCCAAAAAUGGCCUUAAGACAUUUUUCUCUCGAGAAAAUUAUAAAGAUCAUUCCAUGGCUCCAAGUUUAAAAGAACUAUGUAUUUUAUCUAGCAGAUCCGGUUCUAUUCAGCAUAUCCCAAGCGUGGGUUAUAGUCUGAAAUUUGUAAGGGAGAGGACGCCUUACUGGAAACGUAUAGGAGAAAAUUUGAAUGCCUCAGCAAGUUCUGUAGAAACUGAGCCGGCAGUUAGUUCAGCAACUCAAGCAAAGGAAAAAGUGAAAACCACAGUUGGAAUGGUUCUUCUUCCAAAACCAAGAGUUCCUUAUCCUCGUUUCUCUCGUUUCUCACAGAGAGAACAGAGGAAUUAUGUGGAUUUGUUGGUUAAAUAUGCAAAAAUCCCUGCGAGUUCCAAAGCUGUUGGAAUAAAUAAAAAUGACUACUUGCAGUACUUGGAUAUGAAAAAACAUGUGAAUGAAGAAGUUACAGAAUUCCUAAAAUUUUUGCAGAAUUCUGCAAAGAAAUGUGCACAGGAUUAUAAUAUGCUUUCUGAUAACGCUCGUCUCUUCACAGAGCAAAUUUUAAAAGCUUGUAUUGAACAAGUGAAAAAGUAUCCAGAAUUCUAUACUCUCCAUGAAGUCACCAGCUUAAUGGGAUUCUUCCCAUUCAGAAUAGAGAUGGGAUUAAAGUUAGAAAAAACUCUUCUCGCAUUGGGCAGUGUAAAAUAUGUGAAAACAGUAUUUCCCUCAAUGCCUGCAAAGUUGCAGCUGUCAAAAGACAUACCUACCACUGAAACACCAGAACAAACAGCUGCAGCUAUGCAUUAUGACAUUAGUAAAGACCCAAAUGCAGAGAAGCUUGUUGCAAGAUAUCACCCUCAGAUAGCUCUAACUAGUCAAGCAUUAUUUACCUUAUUAAAUAAUCAUGGACCAAGCUACAAGGAACAGUGGGAAAUUCCAGUGUGUAUUCAAGUAAUACCUGUCGCAGGUUCAAAACCAGUUAAAGUAAUUUAUAUUAAUUCACCACUUCCCCAAAAGAAAAUGACAAUGAGAGAGAGAAAUCAAAUCUUCCAUGAAGUUCCCUUAAAAUUCAUGAUGUCCAAAAACACAACUGUUCCAGUCUCUGCAGUAUUUAUGGACAAACCAGAAGAUUAUAUAUCUGAAAUGGAUAUGUCUUAUGAAGUUAAUGAGUGCCGAAAAAUUGAGACCCAUGAAAAUUUGGAUCUGGAUUUUGAUGAUGAUGUCACAGAACUUGAAACUUUUGGAGUAACCACCACCAAACCAUCAAAGUCACCGAGUCCAGCAAGUACUUCCAUAGUACCCAACAUGACAGAUAUGCCCCCAGCCCCCAGCAUAGCAAUCGCAUCUGAGGCACCAACUGCACCAGACAUUACUGCUCAUUCUAGAAGUUUAUCUCAGAUUCUGAUGGAACAGCUGCAGAAGGAGAAACAGCUGGUGACUGGUAUGGACACUGGCCCUGAAGAGUGCAAAAAUAAAGAUGAUGAGGGAUUUAUCCCCUGUGGUGAAAAUGUAUCAAAUUCUGAGAAGUCUUUGGUACAAGAUAGUGACUUGAAAACAUCUGAUGCCUUACAAUUAGAAAGUUCUUCAGAAACUGAAACCUCUAAUAAAAAUGAUAUGGCUUCUGAUAUGGAGUGUGUUGAUGAAAGAGUGAAUGUUCCAGAGAACACAGACAAUAAUUCAAAGGAAAAGACUGUUACAUCAGAAGCAGCUAAAACUGAAGAUGUAAUACUUUGCCAUAGUGAUACAGAUGAAGACUGUUUAAUCAUUGAUACAGAGUGUCAAAAUAAUAGUAAUGGAAAGACAACUGAUAUGGGUUCUAAUUUAAGUUCUAAACCAGCUAGCCUAGAUUCUUCCUCAGGACAGGCUUCUGUAGGAAACCAGACUAAUACUACCUGUAGUCCUGAAGAGUCAUGUGUUUUAAAAAAACCUAUCAAACGAGUAUAUAAAAAAUUUGAUCCAGUUGGAGAAAUUUUAAAAAUGCAGGAUGAACUCUUAAAACCAAUUUCCAGAAAAAUACCUGAAAUGCCAUUGAUGAAUUCAGAAAAUUCUAAACAACCUCCUAGUUCUGAGCAAGCCUCUGCUACUUCAGAUGCCUCUAGUUGGCCAAAAUCUAUAUGGCCUUCUGCGUUUCAGAAGCCAAAAGGACGAUUGCCAUAUGAACUUCAGGACUAUGUUGAAGAUACAUCAGAAUAUGUAGCUCCUCAGGAAGGAAAUUUUGUUUACAAGCUAUUUAGCCUACAAGACCUGUUGUUACUUGUGCGAUGCAGCGUCCAGAGGAUAGAGACCAGACCACGUUCUAAAAAACGGAAGAAAAUCAGAAGACAAUUUCCGGUUUACGUACUACCAAAAGUGGAGUAUCAAGCUUGUUAUGGAGUUGAAGCUCUGACUGAAAGUGAACUUUGUCGCUUAUGGACUGAAAGUUUAUUGCAUUCCAACUGCUCAUUUUAUGUUGGACAUAUUGAUACAUUUACUUCAAAGCUUUUCCUGCUAGAAGAAAUCACCUCAGAAGAAUUAAAAGAAAGACUUUCAGCACUCAAAUUUCUUCUGUUUAAUAGGAUAUCAAGUUUAUUUAACAUCCUUCAACACAUUCUGAGAAAAUUAAGUAGCUUGCAGGAGGGUUCCUACUUGUUGUCUCACGCAGCAGAAGAUUCUUCACUCCUGAUCUACAAGACCUCUGAUGGAAAAGUUACUAGGACAGCGUACAAUUUGCAUAAAACACAUUACAGCCUUCCUGGUGUGCCUUCCAGUCUCUCAGUCCCCUGGGUCCCGUUAGACCCCAGUCUCUUAUUACCAUAUCAUAUACAUCAUGGAAGAAUACCUUGUACUUUUCCACCUAAAUCACUAGGUCCCACAACACAACAAAAGAUUGGUGGAACAAGAAUGCCUACCCGCAGCCGCAGGAAUUCGGUUUCCAUGGAAACCAAAAGUCUGCCUGCUCAGCAAGUUGAAAAUGAAGGAGUGGCUCCAAGUAAAAGAAAAAUAACUUAAGGACUGUACCAUGGAAAACGAAGAAAAACCAGUUAUCACAACAUUCAGUUUAGAAAAGUUUGAGGGGAAAAAUACCUGAAAGAUCUGUAGGCAAGAGGAAUGUUUUUCUUUUACUGUUCUUGAGAGUUUUUAUAGUGCCUCAAAAAUACACAUUGACUAUGUGAAGCAGUGUUCCAACUAAAAUGGAAUGUUGUGCUCUUAACACCUGAUGUUUGAGGAGGCUCCAGAUUGGCAGGGAGAUAAAGAGAGAAGAAAGUAUUUUUAUAGUAGACCUUUUGCAAAAAAUUGUAAGUAGGAAAAUAAUUUGCUUUUUUUCAAGAGCAAUAUUUAUCAUUAUGUAUUAUGUUAAUAAUUUGAGUUGUAUUGCUGGUCUGUUGAGGUUGGCUCAAAAGGUUAAAUCUUGCCACUGUCAGAGAUAAUUUUGAGCUACGUAAACCUUAUUUCUGACCCAUCUGACAGUUUUUAUAUACUACUUUAAAAUGAUGAUUGUUGCAGGUUAAUGAAGUUAAUAUCUUUAAAAACUUGGAGAAAUUCCAUUGCAGAAGCCAAAAAAGGAAAAUAAAAAAUAAAAAACUCUCUGCCUCUGAAAAUUCACAAUACUGAGAAUGUAUAAGCAAGAAAGUGACAUUGGCAGUAUGAGCAAAGAUUUAAAAAAAAAAAAAACAGACUCAGUGUUGGCAAGGAUGUGAUGAGCUUGACCCACUUAUAUCUCUGAGGUGAAGGUAUGCACGAAGAAGAACACAGCAUCACUUUUGUGAAAAACAAAAAACAAACAACUUCCCUUGUCAAAGAGUGAGACCCAUGUCCAAUCGCCGGCAUGCUGAAAAGAAGCCUGCUCCACAACUCGGGGGUUGUGUGAAUGCCAAGUAAACUCAACUCCUCCCCAGUUUGCAAACUGCUCUUUCAACAAAAUUCUGCCCAACUUCGACUGCCGAAACUAAACUGUAAGUACCAAAUAUGCCUGCCACAUUUGUGAGAAUGUGGCCGAGCCAAUGAGAUAGAAGGUGCAGAUCUUAAAUCUACUGGAGUUGGACACGUCAGAAAUGGGUAAUAAGUACUACAGAUCCUCACACAAGAAUUAGGAUUUUUCCAGACGCUUAGCACCUAAGUAAUAUUUGUAUAUAUGUUGUGGAAAAUGCUGCUUGAAGGAAUGAUAGAGGCUGAGAGAGUUUGAAAUAUUUAUCCUAUGACUUGCUGAACCAUAAAAAUGCAACAAAAUGCACUGAGUAUCACAAAUGAGAAAAUUGCGGUUGUUAAAGAAGCAGAGGGACUUCCCUGGUGGCGCAGUGGUUAAGAAUCCACCUGCCAAUGCAAGGGACACGGGUUCGAGCCCUGGUCCGGGAAGAUCCCACAUGCCGCAGAGCAACUAAGCCCGUGCGCCAGAGCUACUGAGCCUGCACUCUAUAGCCCAUGCACCACAACUGCUGAAGCCCGCAUGUCACAGCUACUGAAGCCCACACGCCUAGAGCCUGUGCUCCGCAACAAGAGAAGCCACCACAAUGAGAAGCCCGUACACCGCAACGAAGAGCAGCCCCUGCUCGCCGCAACUAGAGAGAGCCCGCACGCAGCAACGAAGACCCAACGCAGCCAAAAAUAAAUAAAUCAAUUUAUUAAAAAACAAAACGAAACAGAAACAGAACAAGACGCCAGAACUGGUUCACUCCAAGCCCCACUCUUGUUCACGGACUCAGUCUCUCUGAUUCUCCUCUACCUUCUUCCCUCCCUCUCUUCCUUCCUUCCUUCCUCCCUCCCUCCCUCCCUUCCUUCCCUUCCUCCUUCCCUUCCUUCCUUUCUUCCUCUCUACCUCCCUCCCUUCCAUCUUCCCUCCUCUUUUAAUAUUUAUCUUCAGCUAAGUUAUACAGGUGAAUAAUUCUAAAAGUCACAUAUUUACACAAAAUUCUAUAUCAUUCUAUAUAAAUCAGAGUUAAGCUUAUUUGUUAGUAACAGAGACUGGAUGUAAGUACUUUAAGUAAGGUAGAAAUUUAUGUUUUUCUUUCAUGUACAAGAAAUUCGGAGGAAAGCAGUCCAGGACUGAGUUGAUGGUUUCACACUCGUCGGGAAAACAGCCUCCUCCUGACUGUUUGCCCUGAGCUUUUGUUUUCAUCCUCAAGUUUUUUGAUCUCCAUCCUUUGUGCCUACUUUCCAUCUUCCAGUUUUCCUCAAGGUCCACAGUAACUGAGGGAGCUCCAGACAUCACAUCAAGUAUGAGGCAAAGGAAGUAGGAGAAAAAAGGGUGUUCAGCAAAAAAACCCAGACCAAACCAAACCAAACCAACAAACUAAAACAAACAACAAUAAAAACCCCAUGUCAAUUGUCUGUUUUCUCUUUAAGGAGAUUUUCCUGAAGCUGAAAACUGCAAUCUUUUAGCUGAGUACGUUGUUGCCCACUUUAAAGAAAAGGUUGCUAAGGAAAAAAAAAUCAGAAUGUAUAUUGAGUCAGGAAUUUGGAUUUUCUCUGAUAGCUUCCACACGCGUGCUCGCUCUCUCUCUCUCUCUCUCUCUCUCUCUUUCCCUCCCAGGUAGCAAUUACUUAACUUGAUCCACAAUACCCACAAUUCCUGCUCCGAAAAGCCAAAUAUUUUCAACACUUGUAGUUAUUUCUUGUGGAGAUUCACCACUAUAUUUUUAAAUAACAUGCCAAUGUUUCUUAAUUUUUCAGUUUUAAGUAGUAUCUAUUGUGUAUUAAUGAAAAAUAAGGUCUUUUACUCCUCACCUACAGUAUACACACAGAAUCUCAAAAUGGUUACAUUAUUUUUCUCUAAUGUUGUUUACAGAAUUAUGAUUAUAGAAACAUAGAGCCAAGUAAUGUGUUAUGUUUACAUUUCCUUCUCAUGGCAACUGUUUCAGCUAUAUGUUGCUGCAUAAGUAACCAGCUCCAAAUUUAGUUUCUUAAAACAAUAAUUUGUUUUGCUCACUAGUUUGCAGUUUGGACAGAGUUUGGUAGGAAAGGCUUGUCUCCACUCAUAUUUAGCUGGCAUGGUCCACCUUCAAGAUAGCUCACACAGAUGUCAGGUUGGUACUGGCUGUCAGGUGUAGACUUUGGAACCUCUCCAUAGGCUGCUUGGGCUUCCUCAUGGCAUGGUGGCUGGAUUCCAAGGCAAAUGUCUCAAGUAAACAAGGUAGAAAUGCAAUCAGGAUCUAGCCUCAGAAGUCACACAGCAUGACUUAUGCUGUAUUCUGUUGGUCAAAUAAGUCACAGCAGGUCAUGAGAUUCAAGGGGACUGGGCAUACCCUCCUCUUGAUGGGGAAGUGGCAAGAUUCUAGAAGAGCAUCUGGGAUGGGAAAUAUUACUGUGGUCAUCUUUGGAGAAUAUAAUAUGUUGCGUCUCAGUCCAUUUGGGCUGCUAUAACAAACUGCCAUAGAUUGCGUGGCUUAUAUACAACAGAAAUUUAUUUCACACCGUUCUGGAGAUAGGUAAGUCCAAGAUCAAGAUCUGGUGAGGACCCAUGAGGCUUGUGGGAUCUUAGUUCCCCAACCAGGGGUUGAACCUGGGCCCUGGACCCCCAGGGAAUUCCCUGGGCCUCUUUUUUUUAACAUCUUUAUUGAAGUAUAAUUGCUUUACAGUGUUGUGUUAGUUUCCGCUGUAUAACAAAGUGAAUCAGCUAUAUGCAUACGUGUAUCCCCAUAUCCCCUCUUGGGUCUCCCUCCCACCCUCCCUAUCCCACCCCUCUAGGUGGCCGCAAAGCACUGAGCUGAUCUCCCUGUGCUAUGCGGCUGCUUCCCACUAGCUAGCUAUUUUACAUUUGGUAGUGUGUGUAUGUCAAUGCUAUUCUCUCACUUCGUCCCAGCUUACCCUUCCCCCUCCCCGUGUCCUUCAUGAAGUCCAUUCUCUACGCCUGGCCUCUUUUAUAAAAGUACUAAUCCCAUAUGAGCGUUCUGCUCUCAUGACCUAAUCACUUCCCCAAAGCCCCAUCUCUAAAUACCCUUACAUGGAGGGUUAGGUUUCAAGAUACGAAUGUGGGGAGGAUAUAAACAUUCAGUUUAUAACAUGCUGCAAUAAUUUUUUGUUUUCCUGGAGCUUUUCAUUUGAUAUCAAUAGUUUUUCUUAUCACGCUCACAAAUUCAUUCCAUUAACAGUGAAGCUGUUAAUGUCUUCUCAGUAUGUUCAAACACCUGGGGUAAUUUCUUCCUCCUACUCUUUCUGAGGCAUUUGUGCUGGAGCCUUUGGUCCUCUUCUCCAAGCUAGACUGGUUGCUCUUUUUUUUUUUUCUUUUUUUGGCCGUGCUGCACAGCUUGUGGGAUCUUAGUUCCCCAACCAGGGAUCAAACCCGGCCCCUCGGCAGUGAAAGCGUGGAGUCCUAACCACUGGACCGCCAGGGAAUUCCUUAGACUGGUUGCUCUGUAUGCCUGCUGCACAGCUAUUGUUCCAAGUUCUCUCUUCCCCAUCAUUCUGGGAAUUCUGUUCACUUAUUUGUGCAUUGAACCCCUUGUUUUCUGGAUCCAAUGCUCCUGUUUUUGCUUUAUUCUCUUGUUUUGGUGAAGUACAUCAUUCAGAAGUCUCCUGAGACGGGGUGUAUAGUGGGAUGAAUGGUGGUCCCCCAAAGCUUAUGUCUCCAUCCUAAGCCUCAGAAUCUGUGACUAUUUCCUAAUUUGGAAAAAGGGUCUUUGCAGAUGUAAUUAAGUUACAGAUCUCGAGAUUAUCCUCGAUUAUCUAGGUUGUUCCUAAAUCCAAUGAGAAGUGUUCUUCUGAAAGACAGAAGAGGAGAAGAUGCAGAAACAGAGAAGAGGGGCUUGUGAAGAUGGAGGAAGAGAUUGGAGUGAUACAGUCACAAAGAAUGACUGGGGCCGCCAGAAGCUGGAAGAGACAAGGAAGGAUUCUGCUUUAGAGCCUCCAGAGGGAGUAUAGCCCUGCUGAUACCUCAAUUUCACACUUCUGGCUUCCAGAACUGCAAGAGAAUACAUUUGUGUUCUUUUAAGCCACCAGACAGUAACCGGAGAGAAGACUGUGAGUGGAGGUUGGAAAAGCGAAAGGAGAUUAACCAAGAUGGCGGAGUAGAAGGACGUGCUGUCACUCCCUCUUGCGAGAGCACCAGAAUCACAACUGACUGCUGGACCAUCAUUGACAGGAAGACCCUGGACUUCACCAAGGAGGAUACCCCACGUCCAAGGACAGAGGAGAAGCCACAGUGAGACGGUAGGAGGGGCGCAAGCAGAGUAAAAUCAAACCCCGUAACUGCUGGGUGGGUGACUCACAGACUGGCGAACACUUAUACCACAGAAGUCCACCCACUGGAGUAAAGGUUCUGAGCCCCACGUCAGGCUUCCCAACCUGGGGGUCAGGCAACGGGAGGAGGAAUUCCUAGAGAAUCAGACUUUGAAGCCUAGUGGGAAUUGGAUUGCAGGACUUUGACGGGACUGGGGGAAACAGAGAUCCCACUCUUGGAGGGCACACACAGGGUAAUGUGUGCAUCAGGACCCAGGGGAAGGAGCAGUGAGCCUGGGGGAGACUGAACCAGACCUACCUGCUGGUGUUGGGGGGUCUCCUGCAGAGGCUAGUGGUGGCUCUGUUUCACCGUGGGGAUAGGGACACUGGCAGCAGAGGUUCUGGGAAGUUCUCCUUGGCGUGAGCCCUCCCAGAGUCUGCCAUUGACCCCACCAAGGAGCACGGGUAGGCUCCAGUGUUGGGUUGCCUCAGGCAAAACAGCCAACAGGGAGGGAACCCAGCCCCACCCAUCAACAGUCAAGUGGAUUAAGGUUUUACUGAGCUCUGACCGCCACAGCAACAGGGAGGGAACCCAGCCCCACCCAUCAACAGUCAAGUGGAUUAAGGUUUUACUGAGCUCUGACCGCCACAGCAACAGUCAGCUCUA